Molecule: messenger RNA, 2344 nt
Organism: Pseudogymnoascus verrucosus
Lineage: Eukaryota; Fungi; Ascomycota; Leotiomycetes; Thelebolales; Thelebolaceae
Exons: 2
Coding region: 699-2297 (532 amino acids)
Biological process (GO): carbohydrate metabolic process
Source: RefSeq, a predicted model, not a curated record
CGACAACGAAAACUUCCUGUAUUACUUUGUCCAUAUCACUUUGUCCACGGAUUUAAACAGGUCACGUGGCAAUAAGACACAACUCGCAACCGGGAGCUUAAGGUGGUUUCAACCAACCUCGGUGGGUUUCGAUGUGCCACCAAAGUUUAGACUUGUCUUAGACGCGUCUCGGGCCGACCUCUUCAUCUUGAAAAUACACAAAUAUAUGUCGAAGAUGCAUCCAAAACCAAGCGAACGAUCAUGGCUGGGGGCGAAGGAUCAAGCGGGGGACGCUAUAAGAUGACAUGAUCAAGGUCCAGAAUCAGAGCCGGCAUGUGGCUGUGAUGCAUCCUACGUUGCAGUACCAACGCUCGCAACGGCCUCGCAACGGCCCUACUACACUCGGCUUUUUACGACUGUGUGGGUGUUCGGCAAGCGAACGGGCGUGGGGAAUCCUUCUGAUACUCCUGAUCCAGAAGGUCGUUAGUUGAUAGGGUGGUCAUCCAACUCUUCCACAGUGAUGAUCCAUACUCCGGCACCUGGCUGCUGCCGCGGGGUAAGGUUAUAUUUGUCUCUGCUAAGGUCUCAGUCAGUCAGAGCUACUUGGAAGGUUCCUGGGGCUUCUGUUUAUAAGACUGUGGUAGGUCCUCUUUAAGGUUUUCGUUUUGUCAGCCCCUCCAAUUCUUUCUUUCUGAAUUCUUGAGAGGACAUAAUAUAAGAUGCCUCGUCUAGGAAGAUUGUCAUUAAUUAUCCCACUCGUUGUCGUGCUUGACACAGCGUUGGCGCUCCCUCAACCUUUCGAUCCCAAUUUUAGAAAUGGAGGGACAAAUCUCGUGUCUCGAGACCUAGAGACCCUUGGAGAAGCAUUUUCAGCCAUGGUCAAUACCCUCGAUGUUAUGCAGUCUCAAUAUUGGAGCUCCAAUACUUGGCCAACUGGGAUUGACUGGACGUCAGCGGUAACCAGCACGCACGUCUCUGCAGCCCUGACUGAAAUGGCCAUGUAUGAUGCAGGUACCUACAGCGAUGAUAUCACCAAAUAUUUCUCUCAAAUUGUUUCCUUUUACGGUGGCGAGAAUGUGGAAUCGCUGCAAACACAGAAAUUCGACGAUCAGGAAUGGGUAGUUCUGGAAUGGUUGGAAGCCAUCAAAUUCAUCAAUGUAUACUCCACUAUUGACUCGACAUUCGACGGUCAGCAACAUAUUGGAGACUUUGCUCAUCGUUCUCGUAUUUUCUGGGAUCUGGCUUCGAAGGGAUACGACACCAAGUUGUGCGGUGGCGGGAUGGUCUGGACUGAUACACUCACGCCGUAUAAAAACGCCAUCACCAACGAGCUUUACCUCUCGGCGAGCAUUUCCAUGUAUCUUUAUUCCCCAGGAGACGACAAUCCAAGCCCUUACUCAGAGCCUGGGAAAGCCUACGACCCUUCGGAGGCACUACUCCCAAUACCAGCACACGACGAGAGGUACCUUAAUGCUGCCAUCGAAGAGUACAAAUGGCUCUCAACGAGCAACAUGAAGAACUCACAGGGGCUGUAUACAGAUGGGUUUCACAUCACUGGUUGGACCAGCCCAGACAACAUCGGGACCGGGAAAUGCGAUUCACGAGACGAAAGCGUCUACACCUACAACCAAGGCGUCAUCCUCUCGGGACUCCGCGGCCUAUGGGAUGCAACAGGCAGCACAGACUAUCUCUCUGACGGCUACACCCUCAUAAAGGACGUUAUCGCGGCUACAGGUUGGGUAUCCCCAACCCAGCAAACAAACACCUGGUCCGGCCUCGGCAGCAACGGUAUCCUACAAGAAACCUGCGAUGCCGACAGCACCUGCAGCCAGGACGGCCAGAACUUCAAGGGCAUCUUCUUCCAUCACCUUACACUGUUCUGCCAGCCGAUCGCGCUCAGCAAGAAGGAGACUGUUAUCUUCAACGGCACAGAUGCGCAGGCCCAGGCUCACCAGGAGGUCUGCAACGGGUAUCAGCCGUGGAUCCUGCAUAAUGCGCAAGCGGCAUAUAGCACGCGCAAUGCUGAUGGAAAGUAUGGCGGUUGGUGGAAUGCUGGGGCAGCAGCGGUUGCAUCAAAUGCUAAGAGCGCGCCUGUGCAGCCUUCGGGGGCUGCGGAUGUGAGGAAUAAAGGUAUCCCGCUGAACAAGGUGUGGCGCCUGUCGAGCAACCCGCUUGUGUCAGAGCAAGGAAUGAGCCCGGUUGAAAAUGCGGCGGCGGCGGACCCCAAUGAUAAUGGUAGGGGCAGGACGGUGGAGACUCAAAGUGGGGGACUGGCUUUGAUGGGGAGUUUGGUGCAGGCGUUGGAAGCUGCUAAGUAAUGGCCAGUAUGGCUGAUGCGUUGGAAAGUAGGUUAAGUAAGUAUGGC